This is a messenger RNA of Dromiciops gliroides (monito del monte), 2270 nucleotides long. It is a transcript of the gene UNG, whose product is annotated as uracil DNA glycosylase. Gene Ontology annotation, molecular function: uracil DNA N-glycosylase activity. Gene Ontology annotation, biological process: base-excision repair, AP site formation via deaminated base removal; base-excision repair. Gene Ontology annotation, cellular component: mitochondrion; nucleus. Bases 74 to 1012 code for a protein of 312 amino acids. The record is from RefSeq and is a predicted model, not a curated record. NCBI's taxonomy places the organism in Eukaryota, Metazoa, Chordata, Mammalia, Microbiotheria, Microbiotheriidae. The transcript has 7 exons.
UGGAGUGGUGGGGUGGUGGGAUUGUGGGGUCGUGCUCGUUGUUACUGUUGCUGCUGCCGCCUCGUCCGCCGGCAUGAUCGGGCAGAAGACCCUCCAUUCAUUCUUUUCCCCGAGCGCCCCCAGGAAGCGGCGCUCCAGCACCGAGACGCCUGCGGACGCCGGCACUGAGACGGUGGCGGAGAGCGAGGAUGCCUCGGCGAGGAAGGAGGUCAGCCCGGCCAAGAAGAGCCGGCCCGGAGACGAGACCGGCGCCCCCUCAUCGCCCCUGAGCCCCGAGCAGUUGGACCGGAUCCAGAAGAACAAGGCAGCGGCCCUGCUCAGACUCGCUUCCCGCAACGUCCCCGUGGGCUUCGGGGAGAGCUGGAAGCGAUCGCUUAGCGCGGAAUUCGGCAAACCUUAUUUCAUCCAGCUAAUGGGAUUUGUUGCAGAAGAAAGAAAGCGUCAUACCAUCUACCCACCUCCAGACCAAGUCUUUACCUGGACACAGCUGUGUGAAAUUAGAGAUGUGAAAGUUGUCAUCUUGGGGCAGGACCCAUAUCACGGACCCAAUCAAGCUCACGGACUCUGCUUUAGCGUCCAGAGACCUGUUCCACCCCCUCCGAGCUUGGAAAACAUGUAUAAAGAGCUCUCCACAGACAUAGAGGACUUUAUCCACCCUGGUCAUGGGGAUUUGUCAGGGUGGGCCAGACAGGGCGUUCUCCUCCUCAAUGCUGUGCUCACCGUGCGGGCACACCAGGCCAACUCCCAUAAGGAGAGAGGCUGGGAGCAAUUCACUGACGCUGUGGUGUCUUGGCUGAAUAAGAACCUGGACGGCCUCGUCUUCAUGCUCUGGGGGGCUUACGCCCAGAAGAAGGGCAUCUCCAUCGACAGGAAACGCCACCACGUCCUGCAGACUGCCCACCCCUCUCCGCUCUCUGUCCAUCGAGGGUUCUUUGGAUGCAGGCAUUUCUCCAAGACCAACGAGCUGCUCAAGAAGUCUGGCAAGACGCCCAUUGAUUGGAAAGCUCUUUGAACAGUUGGAGGCCGGCCAAGGAGGAUUCUGUCCAUCUCAGCUGCAGAAAGCUUUUUUGGGGGGCCUGGGGUGGGGGAUUUGUAGACAGCAAAGUCUAAUUGAGGAACACUUUCUAGGACACCUUUGGUGCCCAGGGGAGGGACAAGGAGCCGACAGAAAGACUGGUGGAAGGUGGCCUCGGGCCCAGAGUGUUGGCUCAAAAGCCAGGGCGUCCUGCUUUGGGACACACUUUCUAGAGAUGCUUCUCCUAGUACUGUUCUCAUUACCUCCCACUGCCUUUGUGGUCAGUGGAAAAAAUAGGCUCCAUUGUUCUGUGUGGCCUUAGUUUGCAUUUGGUAGCUCACCCUGUGCGGGUGAUCUACCCUGGCCCCUUGGGUCAUCAUGGAAUGGCUUGUCGUUUUAUUAAGAUGUGUUUUAAUUCCCUGUGUUCAGAAAGGAAAACAAAUUAGUUUGCACCACGAGAACUCUUAGGCCCUUGAGAUGUCUGCAGAAUUCCAUCUGGACGCUGUGAAGGGAAGAGGACAAAAUUGAGAGGGUCAAGAGGAGGGAGCUUUUGGAUAGUCUCCUGCUCUUGUUGAAAGGUCCAAAGGAUGGUUCUCCCUUUGAUGGGAUCCUUCAUGGAGAGUUCUGAGAUGGAAGAAGAGGAGAGGGUUUUGGUUCUUUUAACUGAGAUUCCACAUUUGAGAUAUUUGCUACUGAGUGUUUUUCAAAAUGUCAGCCACAAGUUGGCGAAGGAGAAAAGUUAUUAUAUUUUUUUCCUCGUCCCUUUUCCUGCUGAGAUGACAAUCCCUUGGUCACCAAGUUCUCAGGUAGCCCUAGAGUGCAAACUGAUCUUUCCUCUUGAGUAACAAUCUAGUGCCUUGGCAUUCUGGUAGACAGGCCUUGGUGAGAUGCUUCACAAUGUGUGUCUGUCAUUUUGAGGGCUAGGGGCUAAGAAUUUGAGGUUCCAGCAGAGAGGAGGGUAGAUUUUUUUUCUUCCGUGGAAAAAAAUUCCUUUAGCAUAAACUUGUCUCACAAUUGAGACUUUCUCAAGGCAGUUGCCAAUCACAUAAAACGAGAGACUUCAUUUUUUGUGGCCUACAAAACCAGUUUUACGUUUUUUGUAAUCUGAAAAGGUUUUGAUACUCUAUUUUUUUAAUCACGUUUGCAAGUAGACUUUUAGUUUUUUGUUUUUGUGUGUGGGGUGUGUGUGUAUAGGUGAUCCAUUAAUGGGAUGUCUUGUUAAGGCCAGCUCUGGCUUAUGCUGCUGUUGGCUGAU